CAGGGUAACGAUACCAUGGACGAUAUCACAGUUGAUCAAUUACUUCCAGCCAAACCAAACUCAUCUAACGGACUGCGAUGCAUACUAUUUAGCGGCCUUACUUAUAUUCCUCAAUCUACUAACAUCACCUACUUGCACAACUAUUUGUUGCAUCUGACUUCAAUGGGUAUCAGGAUACGCACAGCUUUCUGCGCUCUGAUCUACAGAAAGUGCUUGAGGUUGAGCCCUGAGUCACUGACCACGAUCACUACUGGAAACAUAGUGACUUUGAUGACGAAAGAUGUCGCUGCGUUCGAGACGAUGAUCAUGUAUGCGAAUGACGUUUGGAUUGGGUGCGUCCAAACGGUUGUGAUAUUUUAUUUGCUUUAUCGGAGAGUUGGAGUAGCAGCUUUUGUUGGAGUUGGACUGUUCUUGAUUAUGAUACCGAUUCAGAUUACAUUGGCAAAGUUGUAUCCAAGUUACGUGUGGAAUCGGCAAAGAAUACUGACAAAGACUACAAACUAUACGAGAUGCUGUUUCUUCAAUAAAAAUUAUAAAAAUGUAUAAUUGGGAGUCCAUAUUUGAAGAUAGGAUUUCACGUAAUAGGAGGAUCGAGAUAAACAGCCUAGUGAAGAUAUUCAUAAGAAAGGUAAUGAUCCUUCUCCUGGGCGCCUUGACCUCAAAACUAGCCUUCUUUGCCAUGGUAAUGAUGUACGUCUGGCUAGGCAACCCUAUUUCAGCAGAGCUGGUUUACUUUAUCCUCACUCUGCUGCAAAGAGUGAGACACGCUUUCAACGUGGUGAUUCCUAUGGGUAUCACUGAGUCCGCAGAGUUGUAUGCUUCAGCUAAGAGGAUAGAGGCUUUGCUCAAAACGGAGAGUGUUACGAAGAAUGCCGAUGAAAAAACUGUUUUGAAGGAUAAUAUGUUAGGGAUAAACGAAAAUGCUAAAGUAAACGUAAGAAAUACCACAGUAGAAAUACGGGGUCACACAGUUCUGAAAGGAAUCUCCUUCGAAGUAAACAAUGGGCUGACAAUUAUCUCAGGUCCAAUAGGCUCUGGCAAAACCACACUCCUAAGACUUCUGUUGAAUGACAUAAGUUGCAAGGAGGGCUCCGUGCUUGUAAAUGGCCGGGUAUCUUACGCUCCUCAGGAACCAUGGGUUUUUCCUUCUACUUUGAAACAAAACAUACUUUUGGGCGAGAAGUUUGAUAGAAACAGGUACGAGGAGGUAUUGAAAGUGUGCGCUCUUACUCUUGAUAGAGACAGACUUCCAGGAGGUAAGUAGAAGGCUUCUCGAUUUUCAUACUUUAGUCAUCAUGGAGGUCCAAGGCUAUUUUGAUAAUGUGUCGCUUUAGUGAUAAUGUAAGUUAUGGUAUCCUGAUGUCAUUACCUUAAAGCAUUAACACCAUCGAAGUCACUAC
Acanthoscelides obtectus is the source of this 1400-nucleotide messenger RNA. Lineage: Eukaryota; Metazoa; Arthropoda; Insecta; Coleoptera; Chrysomelidae. The record is from the annotation of a GenBank genome assembly.